AUGGAUAUCCUUCAACAAUUAUAUCUCCCUUUACUUCAUAAAAGUGUUUUGUUGAAUGUUAUUUAUGAUAUUGUAGUUAUUGUUGUUUUUGUUAUAAUAUCUAUUGUUUGUGUUUUUGUUACUCCACACCAUAUGGAUAUUCCAAAAGACCGAGAAAAUGUGAAUGUUUUAUAUCCAUUAUAUAGUUCUUCAGUACCAACAUGGGCAUGCAUUAUUAUUGGAUAUAUUCCACCUGUUUUGACUAUUCUUUUAAUAACCAUAAAGAAAAAGUCAUCACUAUUUCUUUUAUUUUCAUUACUUUCAUUAGGUCUUUCUGCUUCUAUGUGUCUUGGUGUAACAAACAUGGGCAAAAUUUUUGCUGGUCGUCCUCGUCCUCAUUUUUAUGCAAGGAUUGAUGCUAAGCCAAAUGAAAUUAAUGACGCUUAUAUGAGUUUCCCUUCUGGACAUUCAUCAGCUAUUUUUAAUGGAAUGACUUUCUUAGCACUUCUUAUUGCUGGUCAAAUUCAUGCUUUUAGUAUUGCUAGUCAUGAAUCUUGGAGAAUGCUAAUUGUCCUUUUACCAUUUAUUAUUGCUGGUACUGUUGCAAUAAGUAGAACCCGUGAUUAUCAUCAUAAUUUUAGUGAUAUUAUUGCAGGUUCUUUAAUUGGUAUUUUCUUCGCUCUUUUGGCAUAUUGCUCUAAAUUUAAAAGAUUGUCAGAUGAACACUCUGAUGAUUUGAAGAUUGAAGAUGUUGUGAAAGGUCAAGAGUCUAUCACUCUUGAGGAUGAAGAAAAUCAAUAA
Molecule: messenger RNA, 780 nt
Organism: Entamoeba nuttalli P19
Lineage: Eukaryota; Evosea; Mastigamoebida; Endamoebidae
Product: lipid phosphate phosphatase, putative
Exons: 1
Coding region: 1-780 (259 amino acids)
Biological process (GO): phospholipid metabolic process
Molecular function (GO): phosphatidate phosphatase activity
Source: RefSeq, a predicted model, not a curated record